Sorex fumeus (smoky shrew) is the source of this 828-nucleotide messenger RNA. RefSeq names its product E3 ubiquitin-protein ligase SIAH1B-like. The transcript has a single exon. NCBI's taxonomy places the organism in Eukaryota, Metazoa, Chordata, Mammalia, Eulipotyphla, Soricidae. Gene Ontology annotation, cellular component: cytoplasm. The record is from RefSeq and is a predicted model, not a curated record. Gene Ontology annotation, biological process: proteasome-mediated ubiquitin-dependent protein catabolic process; multicellular organism development. Bases 4 to 828 code for a protein of 274 amino acids. Gene Ontology annotation, molecular function: zinc ion binding; ubiquitin protein ligase activity; ubiquitin conjugating enzyme binding.
AAAAUGAGCCAUCUAACUUCAACCUCUACUGGAUCAUCUCAGAGGGCACCUGCUCUGACUGACAUAUCUGCGGCCAAUGAGUUGGCACGUCUUUUUGAGUGCCAACUUUGCUUCAAAUAUGUGCUACCCCCCAUUAUUCAAUGCCAAGAUGGCCAUCUUUUUUGUGUCGGCUGCCGCCGAAAGCUCAAAUGUUGCUCAACUUGCAGAAGCCCAUUCAGAACCAUUCGCAGUCUUGCUAAGGAGAAAGUGGCUAAUUCAGUACGUUUUCCUUGUAAAUUUUCUCCUUCUGGGUGUGAUCGAUAUCUGACACUCGCAGAAAAAUUAGAUCAUGAGAACUUGUGUAAGUGUAGGCCUUAUUCUUGCCCAUGCCCAGGCACUAACUGUAAAUGGCAUGGCUUAAUGGAUGCUAUAAUACCCCAUCUGACAGAUCAGCAUAAGUCCAUUAUAACCCUCGAGGGAGAUGAUAUAGUUUUCCUUGCUGCAGAUAUUAAUAUUCCCGGUGCGAUUAACUGGGUCAUGAUGCAGUCUUGUUUUGGCUUUAACUUCAUGUUAGUUUUGGAAAAAAAGGAAAACCACAAUGGUUAUGAGGAGUUUAUUGCCAUUGCGCAGCUAAUAGGAUCAAGAAAAGAUGCUGAAAAUUUUAUUUAUCGCCUUGAGUUAAAUUCUCAUCAGCGGCGAUUAGUUUGGGAAGGGGUCCCUAUAUCUGUUAAUGACGAAAUUCCAACAGCCAGGAAGAAAGGGGACUGCCUUAUCUUUGAUGCUAGCCUUGCAAAGCAUUUUAUAGAAAAUGGCAAUUUAAGUAUCAAUGUUACUAUUAUCUCAUGUUAA